Ornithodoros turicata is the source of this 1269-nucleotide messenger RNA. RefSeq names its product MFS-type transporter SLC18B1-like. The record is from RefSeq and is a predicted model, not a curated record. The transcript has 12 exons. Gene Ontology annotation, molecular function: transmembrane transporter activity. Bases 1 to 1269 code for a protein of 422 amino acids. Gene Ontology annotation, biological process: transmembrane transport. NCBI's taxonomy places the organism in Eukaryota, Metazoa, Arthropoda, Arachnida, Ixodida, Argasidae.
AUGAGCGCUUACGAGAAAAUGAAAGACGAGCCGACACCGAGGUGUAUUCCUUGGACAAAACGGAGGGUGACCAUCUUGGCUAUCGUCUGCAGCAUCAACGUUCUGCUCGGUUCACGCUACUCUAUCUUGGCACCUUUUUUUCCUCAUGAGGCAGCACGAAGAGGCAACACGGCAACUCAGUACGGCUUCGUAUUCGGCAUCUAUGCCGUAACAUCAUUCCUCACUGCACCACUUUUUGGCAAAUUGCUGUCUUGCAAUGUCCCAGCAAAGGGAAUGUAUUGCGUCGGUGUCUUCGUCGAUGCUCUCAGUUGCUGUUUCAUGGGGCUCCUCGAGUUCUGCCCAAUGGGCAACACGUUCUUCGUCAUGGCUCUCCUCAUUCGUGCGGUCAUGGCAUUGGGCUUCACGGCGUCGUACACAUGCGCUUGCGCCAUCGUGGCGGCGGAGUUUCCCGAAAACGCGGUCGUCUUCAUUCCUCUUCUGGAAACAACAUUGGGAUUGGGCAUCAUCGUCGGACCCACUGUGGGAGGGAUGCUGUACGAGAUAGGGGGAUACAUGUUGCCCUUUGUUGCCAUGGGAAGCACCCAGAUAUUGGCCGCCGUGGUAGCCACAAUUUAUCUGCCACAAAUUGAGAAACCGGAAGAGGCCGACACGGUGAACAUGAAGGAUGUCUUAGACGGGAGAGUCUUCGUCGACCUGUUGGUUACCAUAGCUUCUUUCUACACCAUGGGUUUCAAUGACGAGACCUUAGCCGUACAUUUGCAGCAGCGUGAUCCUCGAUGUGUGGCUCUCCUGGCACCAGCUAUGCUGCUUCCUUGUUACGCCAUUAUUGGUCCCCUGCCCUUCAUCCCUUUCCACGCAACCCUUCCUCUGGUGUGCAUUAGCCAAGCACUCGUCGGAGCGGGUAUGGCAGCAUACUUCAUGCCUGCAUUUGUUCAUUCCCUACAGCAAGCUGUGGAAGUCAAGAAGUUGCCCAGCAACGUCGCCACGUUCGGCCUUCUUUCUGGUCUCUUCACAUCAGCAGUCUGUUUUGGCUGCUUCAUCGGACCAAUAGCAGCUGGUGUACUGGUGGACCACGUUGGAUUCCGCUGGGCCACACUCUUCACCUUCAAUGUCCACAUCGUUGUGUGUAUAGUCCUCGUCGCCGCCAUACUCUAUGACAGGUUCUUUGUCAAAGACGAUUGCGAGCUGGAGCCUCUGGUCGAGCGAUCAGAUAGUCUUCCCGACUACAGCGAUCUGUACGGCGAAAAGACGUCUGGGAUGCCACAGUGA